Mesoplodon densirostris (Blainville's beaked whale) is the source of this 906-nucleotide messenger RNA. RefSeq names its product GTPase, IMAP family member 1 (gene GIMAP1). The record is from RefSeq and is a predicted model, not a curated record. The coding region runs from base 1 to 906 and encodes 301 amino acids. Lineage: Eukaryota; Metazoa; Chordata; Mammalia; Artiodactyla; Ziphiidae. Gene Ontology annotation, molecular function: GTP binding. Gene Ontology annotation, cellular component: endoplasmic reticulum. The transcript has 2 exons.
AUGAGAGGACAGAAGACAGCAAGAGAUGAAGAAAACGCCUACGGUUUAGAAGCCCGCGAGUCUGCCCUGCAGGAGCCCAGGCUGCGGCUCCUCCUGGCCGGGAGGUCAGGGACUGGGAAAAGCGCCACGGGGAACAGCAUCCUGGGCCAGAAGCGCUUCCUCUCCAGGCUCGGGGCGACAUCGGUGACCCGGACCUGCGCCGCGGGCAGCUGCAGGUGGGCCAAGUGGGACGUGGAAAUCAUUGACACCCCGGACCUCUUCAGCUCCGAAGUCUGCCAGACAGACCCGGGCUGCACGGAGAGAGGCCGCUGCUACCUGCUCUCGGCGCCGGGGCCCCACGCCCUGCUCCUGGUGACCCAGCUGGGCCGCUUCACGGCGCAGGACCAGCAGGCCUGGAGGGGGGUGAAGGCGCUGUUCGGGGACGGCAUCGUGACGCGCACCAUCGUGGUCUUCACCCGCGAGGAGGACCUGGCUGGGGGCUCGCUGCAGCAUUACGUGCGCGACACCGGGAACUGCGCGCUCAGGGAGCUGGUGGCCGAGUGUGGGGACCGAUUCUGCGCCUUCGACAACCGAGCCGCCUGCGGGAAGCGGGAGGCGCAGGUGAUGGCGCUGAUGGGGCUGGUGGAGGAGCUGGUGAGACACCACGGCGGCGCCCCCUACACCAACGAACUGUACAGCCUGGCGCAGGCCCUGGGCGGCGAGGACCCCGCGGAGAGGCUGCUCAGGAUGGCGGAGCUAGUGGCCGUCUACACGCAGAGGCGGCGGGAGCGCUGGCCGCUGGCCUGGCUGUGGCGGUGGCCCAAGGCGCGGGGAACCUGGUAUAAGCUGGGCGUGUGCACCCUGGUGGGUGCCCUGGCCCUGCUCUACCUGCUCUACAGGCACCGGCUAGAGGCCGUGACAGGGUGA